Molecule: messenger RNA, 2493 nt
Organism: Punctularia strigosozonata HHB-11173 SS5
Lineage: Eukaryota; Fungi; Basidiomycota; Agaricomycetes; Corticiales; Punctulariaceae
Exons: 4
Coding region: 1-2493 (830 amino acids)
Source: RefSeq, a predicted model, not a curated record
AUGGACCCGGCUCCACCGCCACCUCAAGGGAUUUCACUGGGAAGGCUCUUCACGCUGGUCGACUGGGAUGUCCUCGGCGCCGUAGAUCACCACGAGGAAUCGGUAGUAAAAUUCUACUCGGAGACUCCAUACCGUUCGUUGGAGGUCUUCCUAUCCAGGAUACGCUGGAUGGGUGUACUCCUCUGGGUAACGCACAUUAGGAGAUACGGAGAACCGUCACCUCUAGAGGGAAACUUCAAGAAACUGUUAAAACCGACCACCUGCUCACGCACAAUUAUCAAGCUAAUCUGCGGCGAGGAGACGCAUGAUCUCCUCCCGAAUCCGUAUUAUCCCCAAGGAGAUCCCGCUCCCAGCCGAAACUGUCCUGCACAUUGGACUACGUUUCCAGAGUUCUGCUGGACUACAGCUGACGGGAAGACGGCCCCCAAGUUCGUAACCCCGCCUCCUAAGAAACCAGAACGGGACCUAUUGAACGGCUCGUGGAAGGCAUUCACCGUGCCAAGAACACGGUCCGAGAUGAUUGCAUUGGCGUUCAGCCCGAUGUUCUGCCAUCCAUUGGUCGAUAUGGGAUGGUUGCUACCGAACUUCGCAAUGAUCCCAACCCAGUCACUGCCUCCCCAUCGUCGUGCACAGUUCGAUGAUCCGCGCAUAACCUUUGAUCAGGUGCUGGCUACUGUCCCGCCCCAAGAAGUCAGCAGGGUCACCAUGAUCGGGACGCCGAUUGACCACACCGUCCUGCCGAAGCAGACGGUUACCCCCGCUCCGUCACCAGCUACAAUACCGGUGGAGAACGCAGGCUUGCGUACGAACAACCCGUUCAUGGAAAUAUACCCAUCUGCUACCCUUCACCCAGCCUCUGCACAAGUUUCUGCCCCCCGCCACCACCAGUCUCGCACAGGCUUACCAACACCCCCUACAGCCGCUGCCCACCCAGGCGCGCAGGGUACACUGGGACAGCCAACCGCGCCCGUGGCUUACUACGGAUCCAGAGUCCCCGCGCAUAGUUCUCAUCAAGCUGCGACCGUCGCAUCUCGUGCCUAUGAAAGGACUACGCCAGUCCCUCUUCCUCCCUCUAUUCGGCCUUCGCGCUCGGAAUCGCCCGCUUCUUUGCAGGUCUCCCCGUUCGACUUGCAGCAGCCUUUCGACUUCCCCGAGAUGACACCGGCGGCAUCGUCUCCUUCGACCCCGAGCGGAAUGCGCGAUCCUCGGCAAGCGCUCUUGUCAUCGCAGCCGACUACGUCUCCUUCGCUCUCAAACGGAGCCUGCGAUCCGUGGCAAGUGUCCAGGUCGUCCCAGCCGACCGCUUACCUGACGAGUCCUCUGCCGUCGCUGGUCACGACCCGUCCUGUUAUGCCCAUCGACGUUGUCCCGGCUGCGUCCUCGCGUCCUGCAACCUCUUACUCCCUCGCUGGCCCAUCAAAUCAGUUGUUUCCUUCGAGCUUGGACGCACACGGGCUUGUAGAGUACAACCCGCACACAAGUGCAUUGGCGCCUUCUACUGCUAGCACUCAGCCGUUGCCGCCCGUUUCAGCCCGUAAAUCACAGAGUAAGGGAGCGAAGGCUAAGAAACCAGCCAAGGCCACCAAAGCCAGCACCAAAGCCAGCACCAAAGCCAGUCGAGCUGUGGCUUCAUCCGCAGCAGCUCCAGGACCCUCCUCUGGCGGAGCCAAUCGCAAGCGCGAGAGACCGACGGACGGCGAAGAUGCGACCGACGAAGGCGCAGAGAAGAAACAGAAGACGGAGUCCCAGGAUAAUGCCCCCAAUGUUCCCCUCCUCCCGUUGAUCGUGCGAUUCGGUCCGAUGUUAACUCCUGAACAUCCGUACCAGCCGGCAUCUGAUACGAAGCGCAAGGGAGAAGGCGUAACUAAGGGGCGCGCGAAGAAGCAAAAGACCGCUGCCGCCGCCACCGCCGCCUCCGCGCUUCCGACACCUGAGCCUGAGUUGCCGCCCACGAGAUCCGCCCCCUUCGUGUCGAAUAGCGCACCUGCGCUUCCGCCCGUGAGGGCCGUCUCCUUCGAGUCGACUCUCGGACUGGCGCUGCCUCUCGCAGGCCCCAGCUCGUCGUCUUCCCUGGCACAGCCGUACGAUGGCUCCACUGGCAUCUCUGCGGGCAACUUCUACAGUAACCUGCGCUCCUCGAACUCACAAAACGCUGUGUGGAGCUCGCCGUCGAGGCAACUCAUGGGCUCCGUCGUUUUCAGGCCGAGCAGUUCUUCUUUGGACGGCGCGUUGGGCGACCCUGGCUAUUUCGGCACCUUCGCCUCUCAAGCUACCCCUGUCCCUCGGGGCCGCUCUUCUGAACCCGGACCGGUCGUCUCAGCUUCGAGUCACGCCGCAUCGCUCGCUGUAACUACCGCAGCGGGACCUUCACGGAGCGCGGAAUGGCAACCGUCUUUCAACUCCGCGGCUGUAGUUCAGCCCAGCCGUAACGAAGAGGUUGAAGACGCUGACGAGUCGGACAUGGAGUCCCUCUUCGGCGGAGCCGAUGAUUAG